ACUUCGGGCGUGUUCGGGUUAAUGCGUUUACAGUCGUGGGUUGGUAGAUGCUCAAAAGUGCAAGUUGUUCACAAAGAAGAAGAAGUUGUUGUUUUCCCUGUUCGGCAAGUCGAAUUAACAGAUAAAGAUGUCUAUCCUCGCGUACAACGGUGGCUGCGUGGUGGCAAUGAAGGGCAAGAACUGUGUGGCUAUUGCCACCGAUCACCGGUUUGGCGUACAGGCACAAACCAUUGCCACAGACUUUGAGAAGGUGUUCGAAAUCAAUCCACACAUGUACUUGGGGCUGGUCGGGCUGCAGACAGACAUCCUGACGGUGUACCAGCGGUUGCUGUUCCGGAAAAAUCUGUACGAAGUCCGGGAAAAUCGGCAGAUGACACCGGAACGCUUUGCGGCCAUGCUUUCCAACUUCCUGUACGAGAAGCGCUUCGGGCCGUACUUCAUCGAGCCGGUAAUUGCUGGAUUGGACCCGAAAACGUACGAACCGUUCAUCUGCAACAUGGACCUUAUCGGAUGUCCCAAUCUGCCGAACGAUUUCGUGGUGGCAGGCACGUGUGCGGAGCAGCUGUACGGUAUGUGCGAAACGCUCUGGAAGCCGGACCUGGAACCGAACAACCUGUUCGAGGUGAUCUCCCAAGCGCUGGUGAACGCGUUCGAUCGAGAUGCAAUCUCCGGUUGGGGCGCAACGGUAUACAUCAUCGAGAAGGAGAAGAUAACGGUGAAGAAGCUGAAGACGCGUAUGGAUUAAUGUACGGGGGAUGGUGUGUCGUGGAAGCGUCAGGGAGUGCUUACACUAUGGGGAGCUUUUGUUUACUUGAUUAAUACUUUCCGUUUCAUUUAAGCUCGAUCAGCGAUUGUAAUAUGGCAAAUAAAAUACAAAACACCAUUCUAAA
This is a messenger RNA of Anopheles moucheti, 890 nucleotides long. It is a transcript of the gene Prosbeta3, whose product is annotated as proteasome subunit beta type-3. The transcript has 2 exons. Gene Ontology annotation, cellular component: proteasome core complex; proteasome core complex, beta-subunit complex. Bases 128 to 745 code for a protein of 205 amino acids. The record is from RefSeq and is a predicted model, not a curated record. NCBI's taxonomy places the organism in Eukaryota, Metazoa, Arthropoda, Insecta, Diptera, Culicidae. Gene Ontology annotation, biological process: proteasome-mediated ubiquitin-dependent protein catabolic process.